Molecule: messenger RNA, 1364 nt
Organism: Crotalus tigris (Tiger rattlesnake)
Lineage: Eukaryota; Metazoa; Chordata; Lepidosauria; Squamata; Viperidae
Gene: BET1L
Product: Bet1 golgi vesicular membrane trafficking protein like
Exons: 4
Coding region: 259-594 (111 amino acids)
Biological process (GO): regulation of retrograde vesicle-mediated transport, Golgi to ER; retrograde transport, endosome to Golgi
Cellular component (GO): Golgi trans cisterna; SNARE complex
Molecular function (GO): SNAP receptor activity
Source: RefSeq, a predicted model, not a curated record
CUUUGGGGAUGGAGACGGAGACCAUCGUUUGUGGAACAUCUGGCAGGCAGCUGGCAGGAGAGAAUGUCCGCCGGGAAGAACAGCUGCCUUCUCUGUUCUCUUCUCUCCUUUGCCAACCACACCAGCUUUCCUGCUUUCACUUAAAGAUCUUGGUUGGGGCAAAGAAAGGCAAUAGUAACAUACAGAAUAACAGAGUUGGAAGGGACCUUGAAGGUCUUCUAGUCCCAACCCUCUGCCCCAAGCAGGAGACCAUAUGAAAUGAUGAUAAGAUACACUGGUCCAAACACAAAUGUGGUGGAUGAUAUGUUAGAUGUGGAAAAUAAGCACAUGGCAGAAAAUCUGGCCACUAAAGUCACCCGUCUAAAAUCGCUUGCAUUGGACAUUGACAAAGAUGCUGAGGAUCAAAACCAGUACCUGGAUAAUAUGGAUUCUGAUUUUAUGAGUGUGACAGGUCUUCUCACAGGAAGCGUGAAGCGUUUCUCUACUAUGACUCGGUCAGGAAGGGACAACCGCAAGCUUCUCUGUUAUGUCUCUGGUGGACUGAUUCUUGUCUUCUUCAUCUUGUAUUAUUUGGUAACAAGAGCACGAACUUGAAGGAAAUUAUUAAAAUUUUGUACUGGAUGCUUGUUGAAGGAAAAAAGUGGUAAUGGAAAACGGAACUGUGGAUGACCUUCAGAUGUGUAUCUUGGGAAGGAUUAUUUAAAUUUUUACAAUAAACCAGAAGCUCCUUUGUGAACUACAGCAUGAUCUCUCCAUUCUGAACUCAUCUUUUUUCUUUAAAGAGGAUAUGAUUUUGUCCCUCUCUUCUUGAAAGCUCAAAUGCAACACAAUUCACUGAAAUGAAGUCUCUUUCCCUCUGCCCUUGUAUUAGCUUGCUGUCGUUACUUGGUGAAAGAGGAAGCAUAUUGGUGAUUAGCUUUCUGCUGUAUAUGGUUCAGCAGGAAAAUCCUGACAAUGUUUAGUAAAAAUGUUCUAAUGCCCAUUUUAAUGGGAAAAAGUGUUACUUAAAAGACUGAUGUUAGGAUAUGUGCAUUUCUGAGAAGUGGUAUUUCUCUUUGGAAUGUCUUUUAAAACAAAAAUCACUGUUAUCACUGUUUCUGGGUAAACCAGCAGCUAUGAACAAUAAUCCUUGCUUGUUAACUCUCAAAGAAGUAUGUAGAAGAAAGUUGGAUUUAAAGCACUCACAAAAUAGAAAACACUUUUCCAUUCUAAUUAAUCCCUUAAUUGAUUUACCAGUUUUGAGUUGUACUAACCAUAUAGUAAGUUAAUGUAUAUUCAUUUUUUAAACUUUGUCAAAAUCAGUCUUAAAGUUCUUUUUUAAUUUGAUGUAUUGAUUCUAGAUUAAAAAUUCAGUUUUAUGCAUA